Molecule: messenger RNA, 1210 nt
Organism: Cryptotermes secundus
Lineage: Eukaryota; Metazoa; Arthropoda; Insecta; Blattodea; Kalotermitidae
Product: heparan sulfate 2-O-sulfotransferase pipe
Exons: 5
Coding region: 157-1197 (346 amino acids)
Cellular component (GO): membrane
Molecular function (GO): sulfotransferase activity
Source: RefSeq, a predicted model, not a curated record
UUCGUGACACCGUGGCCUACAAACAGAGACCUCCGCAUCUGCACGCCGUAGACUGGCUGCGGUACUGUCCGUUCGGGUUCAUCGCGUCGUCCCUUCACUUUCAACUGUGGAAGCUUCGAAGGCGGACGGCAUGGAUUCUGCCAGCGUCUUGGCGCCAUGACACAAACGGUUGGACGUGUUUCUUACCCGUCGGUGUUACUCAUGACGAUACUGAUUUCUGGUGUCGGAACAUUGCUUUUGAUUGCGCAACGACACAUGAAGUAUGACAACAUUGCGGUUACCAAGGCAACUGUGACUGGCUUACCGGUAGCGACGUCAUCGGUUCGAAGAGUUACUAAAUCUUUGGAAGAGCUGAGACAAAAUGUUAAAAUUCCGGAACUCAGUGAUCACGUGAUAUUUUUUAACAGAGUUCCGAAAUCCGGAAGUGAGAUGUUGGUGCUGCUCCUACAGUGGCUGCAAGGAGUGAACGGGUUCAGACAUAUUCGCCUCGGGGGAGGAGAUGUGAGACACCUCUCCAGAAUGCAACAGGAAGAACUGGUGGAAGAGGUCACUAGGAAAGUUCGUGACGAGGCAGUGCCCGUGACCUUUGACCGCCACGUAUACUUCCUUAACUUCAGCCAAUUCGACCGGCAGUCUCCCACUUACAUCAACCUCGUAAGAGAUCCUGUCGACAAGGCUGCAUCCAGGUUUUACUACGCACGUGCUACACCAAACCCUCGCAAUCCAGACCUACGGGGUGCACCAACAUUCAAGCCUAAAAAAUUUGGAGCUCAGAGUUUUGAUGAAUGUGUCCACUCAGGGGAUCCACAGUGCACCUUCAAGACAGGAAAAAUAUACGACCUGUCCAUCCCAUACUUCUGUGGACACCACGGGUGGUGCAUGGAACUGAACAACCAGCAAGCCCUGGAGAGGGCCAAGGCAAAUGUGGAGCGUUAUUUCCCAGUGGUUGGUAUUCUGGAGGAACUGAAUGUCACAUUGGCAGUACUGGAAAAUCGUCUUCCUUACUUCUUUCGAGGCCUCCAGAAAACUUACUUUCAAGAUUUAAUGGAACCUCACCACAACAGUAACAGGAGACGCCAACAUGUCAGCCGUGCCACCCGUAAAUACCUUGAGAAGGCCCUAGAGGCAGAACACAAGUUUUAUCAUUGGCUACGAGCUCGCCUCCUGCAACAAUACGGUGACGUGACACCUCAUUGACAGUGCUACCACC